AUCAGAAGCAGCAGCUUGAGCUGCACGGAGCACGUGAAACGGGAGCCUUGCCUAAAAAUGAUCUCAUUGGGCGGGGAAAGGAGAAGGAGCUUGUUACGGAGUGGCUGAGGAAUCCAUCAAAUGAGCAUCGGGGAACUGAGUUGUACAUAAACAUUUCUCUUCUAUCUAUAGUCGGCCAUGGUGGUAUGGGGAAGACAACUCUCUUGCAACAUGUUUAUAAUGAUGAAAUUACAAAGGAAUUUGAUCGUAAAAUGUGGGUUUGUGUUUCCAACAACUUUGAUGUGAAGAAAGUCAUUGCAGAUAUGUUGGAAUCUCUUAAAAAAGAGAGGCCUCGUUUGGAGACACUUGAUGCACUUCAAGAUUUCCUUCGGACUGAGAUUAUGUCCAAAAAGUUCUUACUUGUGCUGGAUGAUAUUUGGGAGGAGAAUGAGGAGAAGGAUAAAAGCAAAUGGGAGGAUGUGCUCGCCCCUCUAGCUUCUGGUGGUUUUGGUAGUAAGAUUCUGAUAACAACUCGAACAGACUCAAUUGCACUGAUGUUUGCAAAGGUUCUUAAAAAGAAGAAGGAAAUAGUUAAAUUAGAGGGCCUAGAGGAAGAUAAGUGUUUGGAGCUGCUUAACUCUCAUGCAUUUGCUGGCGUAGAGAACUCCCCUGAUGAUCAUGAAAAUUUAAGAGUCAUUGCUCAAGAUAUAGUUAAAAAGCUUUCAAGAUCUCCGUUGGCAGCUAAGGUCAUUGGCGGCCUUCUAAAUUCUCUUGACUUGGAUGCAAGGCGUUGGAGGGAAGUUCUAGAAAGCAAUUUAUUGGAUCAGAAUUCUAUCCAUUCCAUCUUAAGACUGAGCUAUAUAUUUCUACCAAAUCAUCUACGAAAUUUUUUUGCAUUUUGUUGUAUGUUCCCAGAAGAUCAUGAGUUUGAUAAAGAUGAUUUAGUCCGAAUGUGGAUUGCAUUGGGUUUCAUUCAGCCGUCUCAAGGAAUGACUAUGGAGGAUAUCGGAGGAAGGUAUUUUGAUGUUUUAGUCAAAAAAGCUUUAUUUGACAAGUUUGAGGUCGAAGAUGACGAUUUGGUGGUCGGAUAUAACUACAAGAUGCAUGAUUUAAUACAUGAGUCAGCAUCUAAAUUUUUUGCCCAGGUAUGCUGUAAACUUGUGGAUUAUGAAGAGUCAUCUCUUAAAAUUUCUGAGACUAUUCGACACUUGGCUGUUCUAAAUGCAAAACCAGACAUCUUUAGAAAGAUUGAGAAGUUGAAACAUUUGCAUUCUCUUUUCUUGUUCUAUGAAGAUUCUAAUCAUGAUCUUUUCAAUACACUCAUUGAAAUAUUCGAAGCAUCAAGAUUCCUACGCUUAUUAUACAUAUGGACUUCAAAACGCUUGAAAAUAAUACCUGAGGAGAUUGGAAAUUUGAUACAUCUUCGAUACUUAAGGAUUGAUGGUUAUAUUUUGACUAUGUUGCCAAGAUCUCUAAGUAAUCUCUAUCUCUUGCAAUACAUAAUCUAUGAGCAGAUAAAGGGGCCAAUCCAUCCUGAAGUUAAUGUUUUUUUACCAAGUGACAUUAAUAACCUUUCUAACUUGCGUUACAUGAAAUUUCCCAUGAAUUGUAUUUCAUCAAUAUAUGGGAUUGGGAAGCUAAAGUCUCUUUCAGAACUGUAUAUAUUUUAUCUUAGAGAUGUGAGUGGUUAUAGAAUUGGGGAGUUGGAGAAUAUGAAUGAUCUUUGCAAAUUAGGAAUCAAUUGCCUUGAAAAUGUUAAGGAUGCUGAGGAGGCUUGUAGUUCCAAAUUGUUUGUCAAGAGGAGGCUCACAGAUUUAACCUUAUGUUGGAGUCGUAGUAGCAAUGAUUCGACAAACUCCGAUUUAGAUGAGAACGUGCUCGACAACCUUCUGCCACCAAAAUGUCUAAGAAAUUUGAGCAUAAAGAGAUACAUGGGUGCAAAGUCUGCAAUAUGGAUGAACAAUGUCAAUCCGAUCUUUAAUCUAGAGAAAAUCUUAUUGACAGAUUGCUUGAAGUGGGAAACUCUUCCUCCUUUCGGGCAACUUCCCUUCCUCAAGUUUCUGACACUUUAUGACAUGCCGAAAGUAAAAUGGCUCGAAAGUAAAAUUAAUGGGAAUGAUAAAUACCGUGCCUUUCCAUUGCUGGAGGUUUUACAUAUUACGAAAUUAGAAGCAUUAGAGGAAUGGUUCUCUCAUGGUGUCAGAGCUUCAUCCGAAAGCUGCUUCCUCUGCAAAAUCAUGAUCGACUCGUCACCAACUCAAUCCUCAACUGAAGCGUCGCCUCCCACAAUCCCUCCGGCGAUGUCCGAGAUAGCCAUUCCUCCCUCUCUCAAGGCAUCUCACCGGUGGCAGUCCCAAACCCACCACCACCACCGCCUCAAGAAACGAGCUUCGGCUCUAGAACUUGAUAGAUCAGAAUCUAGUGUCUGUACUGUUGUCGACGAUCUCACCAGCGGUCUUGCCAUAUAUCCUCACUCUCUCCACCGCAAGAGACAUUUGGAUCACCUUGGAGCUGCGCCUUCAGCCAAAAAAUCGUUCCUGAGUGAUUCAGUUCAAGAAUGA
Molecule: messenger RNA, 2540 nt
Organism: Dendrobium catenatum
Lineage: Eukaryota; Viridiplantae; Streptophyta; Magnoliopsida; Asparagales; Orchidaceae
Product: putative disease resistance protein RGA3
Exons: 3
Coding region: 186-2540 (784 amino acids)
Biological process (GO): defense response to other organism
Molecular function (GO): ADP binding
Source: RefSeq, a predicted model, not a curated record